AUGAAGUUCUCUAUCGCUUCCACUCUCCUCCUUGCCAACGGCAUCGCUGCCAUGCCUUGGUCUUCCCUCAACGCCAAGCAGUCCAACAGCGAGGAGAUCACCCUCCGCAUCCAGGUCUCCCAGCCCUCUUCCAACCACGCCUUCUCCCCCAACCACAAGGGCGUCGUCAAUGUCCACAACUACGAGGUCUGCCUCAAGGUCUGCUGGCCCGAGGAGCCAAAAUGCCCCGAAGGCUGGAACGCCAAGAAAUUUGUAUGCUACCUGGUAGAAGAUGAAUCCCGGUUUUUACUGACAGACUUUAGGGAGACGGAGACUACCCCUGCUGGACCUGCUGCAAGAAGACUGGCGAUGAUGAUGACCUCUGAAUAUCAGAUUAGCCAAGGACCGAGAAAAUUGGGCUACAAAUAUGACAUGAAGACAAGGAGGAUAUUGAGCCAUCGCUUCUACCCGCCCCCAUUCAUUUCCGUCGAGCAAGCCCUAUUACAAGAAUCUGGGGAUAGCUGGCAUGUACGUAGUGAAGUUCGGCAAGUCUUGGCUCUACAUUCAAGCUUUCUGGAAAUCUCCGGCCGUAUGCAGCUUGGUCGACUUGGUAUAGAGGCGAAGACUGCUGCUCUCGGAUUCAACAUUGGCCCCACGUCGUCUCCAUCUCAUUAUCAGCACAGACAAUGGGUCGUCGGUCUCGGCCAAUUCUGGUCUCUGGAGUUCGUCUAG
Molecule: messenger RNA, 711 nt
Organism: Fusarium oxysporum Fo47
Lineage: Eukaryota; Fungi; Ascomycota; Sordariomycetes; Hypocreales; Nectriaceae
Exons: 5
Coding region: 1-711 (236 amino acids)
Source: RefSeq, a predicted model, not a curated record